AUGGGGCAGAUGGGUUUACCAGGUCCUGAUGGUCUCCGGGGUGAGAAUGGUAUCCAGGGUGAGAGAGGUUUCCCUGGGUUAGAUGGCAGGCCUGGUGCUAAGGGGGAGGCAGGAGAAGAUGGAAGUCAAGGCCUGAUAGGAUUCCCUGGGGACAGGGGUAACCCAGGACCUGCAGGUCUGGAUGGUCUUCCAGGAUCUGGUGGGGACAGGGGGCUGGAUGGACUCCCAGGGGCCAGAGGCAGGAAGGGGGCUAGAGGCAAGGAUGGGGACAGAGGGUUCGAUGGAUUCCCAGGUAACGUAGGGCCCAAGGGAGAUACAGGAUUUGCAGGCAGGGAGGGGUUGCCAGGGCAACCUGGAUUAAGAGGAGAAGAUGGAUUCCCUGGAGGGAGUGGACAGAAGGGUGACCGUGGGGAGGAUGGAAGACCAGGAUCUCCUGGAGCAAAGGGCCAGAGUGGAGAAAAGGGCUCAAGAGGUUUCCCAGGAAGCAAAGGUUUUCCAGGAUUAGAUGCCCCUCCAGGCCAGCGCGGUGCAUCAGGAGAGCCAGGAAUCCCCGGAGCCCCAGGUUUGCCAGGCUCCCAGGGACCCCAGGGGCUGCCUGGAUUUAAUGGAGCCCCAGGGCUGAAAGGGUUUGAUGGAGAGCCAGGAAGAAGCUUUCCAGGAAGCAAAGGAUUUCCAGGAAAUCCAGGUCCUGAUGGAUUCAAUGGAUUGCUUGGCAGGAAGGGGGACCGAGGGAGAGAUGGUAAUCGGGGUCUUCCAGGGAUGAAGGGAGAGGAGGGACUCAGGGGACCCCAGGGAAACGAUGGACUUAGAGGGAACCCAGGGGAACAGGGGAGAGAUGGCUUACCUGGUUUUCAAGGUGCUCCAGGUUGCAAAGGUUUCCGUGGCAACCCUGGUCUGCCUGGCCUGGAUGGUGAUCCAGGUCGCCGUGGAGACCCUGGAACUCCAGGGUUUGACGGACAGCCAGGAAUUGAUGGUGUUAGAGGUCCAAAGGGAGAAGUGGGAGAGCCUGCGCCUCAGUUUAGCAGGGUUGGACCCAAGGGUUUCCCUGGAGACCCCGGACCAAAUGGAUUCCCGGGACUCAAGGGGCAGCCUGGAGAUGUGGGGCCCAAUGGUGAAUAUGCAAAUGAAAUAAAUUUCCUGGAAGAUUUAUUUUAA
Messenger RNA from Lingula anatina, 1155 nucleotides. RefSeq lists its product as uncharacterized. Gene Ontology annotation, cellular component: extracellular matrix; collagen trimer. The record is from RefSeq and is a predicted model, not a curated record. Gene Ontology annotation, molecular function: extracellular matrix structural constituent. Lineage: Eukaryota; Metazoa; Brachiopoda; Lingulata; Lingulida; Lingulidae.